This is a messenger RNA of Vitis riparia (riverbank grape), 1295 nucleotides long. RefSeq names its product myb-related protein 308-like. The record is from RefSeq and is a predicted model, not a curated record. The transcript has 2 exons. Lineage: Eukaryota; Viridiplantae; Streptophyta; Magnoliopsida; Vitales; Vitaceae. The coding region runs from base 183 to 1034 and encodes 283 amino acids.
UAGUUUAAAAGGGGGAGAUGAGGGUGGGAGUUCUUGUGCUCAGCAGAGCAUCAGCUUCAUAGCUUUAGUUUUCCUUUCUGUCCCUUGAUUCUCUCUCACUUUCUCGUGUCCCAAACGCGGGAAAGAAAAUAAACAAAGUUGUACUUGUAGAGUGAUAAGGGAAAGAAAGGAAAGAGAGAGAUAUGGGCAGAGCACCUUGUUGUUCUAAGGUUGGUUUGCAUAGAGGUUCAUGGACUGCCAGAGAAGACACAUUGCUGACCAAGUAUAUUCAGGCUCAUGGUGAAGGCCACUGGAGAUCUCUCCCCAAGAAAGCUGGUCUUUUGAGAUGUGGGAAGAGUUGCAGGCUGAGAUGGAUGAAUUAUCUAAGGCCGGAUAUCAAAAGAGGGAACAUCACGCCGGACGAGGACGACCUAAUUAUCAGACUGCAUUCACUUUUGGGAAAUCGGUGGUCUCUCAUCGCAGGUAGGCUUCCAGGUCGAACCGAUAAUGAGAUCAAGAACUACUGGAACACCCACCUGAGUAAGAAGCUAAGAAGUCAAGGAACAGACCCCAAUACCCACAAGAAAAUGACAGAGCCUCCUGAGCCCAAGAGGAGGAAGAGCACAAGAACAAGAACCAACAAUGGCGGAGGCAGCAAGAGGGUCAAGAUCAGCAAGGACGAAGAAAAUUCCAAUCACAAAGUCCAUCUCCCGAAACCGGUUAGAGUCACCUCCUUAAUCUCCAUGUCGAGGAACAACAGCUUUGAAUCUAAUACAGUCAGCGGGGGCUCGGGCUCGAGUUCAGGAGGAAAUGGAGAAACGCUUCCAUGGCCUAGUUUCAGAGACAUCCGGGACGACAAGGUUAUUGGGGUUGACUUCUUCAUCGGAGAUGAUCAAGGUCAAGACCUGGUCGCCAGCUCCGAUCCAGAAUCACAAUCCCACAUGCCACCAACUGACAACUCUCUGGAGAAACUGUAUGAAGAGUAUCUGCAACUGCUUGAGCGAGAAGACACUCAAGUUCAGCUUGACUCCUUCGCCGAAUCACUACUCAUUUAAUUCAAAUUUCAAAAGGAGUUGCAGAGAGACCAAAAGAUCAACUGGUUAUGCUUGCUUGCUUGCUUUGAAUCUUAGCUUCCAUGCACGUGCUCACCUUCUUCAAACCCUAGCUUGGUUAUGAACUUCAUUGAUCAAUUAAUUAAUUACUUAGCUUAUAUAUCUUAUUAGUUUAGUUUUUAAUCUUAUAAUAGCGAUACGUGCGGUGUGCGAUGUACAUUUGUGUUAAUAAUAUGGUUUGUAAGGUGGGUAUUAACAAACAAA